Messenger RNA from Pseudovirgaria hyperparasitica, 711 nucleotides. RefSeq lists its product as uncharacterized. Lineage: Eukaryota; Fungi; Ascomycota; Dothideomycetes; Acrospermales; Acrospermaceae. The transcript has a single exon. Bases 200 to 604 code for a protein of 134 amino acids. The record is from RefSeq and is a predicted model, not a curated record.
UGUCUCACGCCUUCCAUCAAUCCAUCGAUCCAUCUUCCAGUCUUACAUGCCUCAACUUCUCCCGUCCACUAUCUCCCUUCCCUCUGCGAUUAAAUAAAUCCACAAAGCACGAUAGCAACAGUACAGCAUAUAAUCCUCCCCAAACACAUACUGUAACACACACGCACAACCCAUCCCAUCCCGAAAAACAACCUAAACCAUGCCUCCCCAAACCCCACACCGCACGCCAGACCGCACCACCGCCGCGCCGCAAUCCUUCCCGCGUCUAAAUCCGGAGUACUCCGGCGAUGCAUGCAUGCAUCCACCCAUUCCAUCCAUGACCCAUCAAUCCCAACCUUCACACCUCACACCGACAAACAUACACAUACACAACCCCACAAAAGACCCCAUCUAUCUAAUCAAUCCAAUCUACUCAACUCACCAGCACGCCCACGCACCAAACUCGCCCACCAACUUCACCUUCAUUAUCAUCAUACACAGCCCACGCGUCGCCCCGGGUCCCCCCUCCCUAAAUCCCCGCCGCCGCAAUCUAAUCGGCGCAAAUACCCGUAACAGUAGCACACACAUCCCGGCUUCUAGAACCAUAGGUCCGGUCCGGAAAUAGAUACUAUGUACAGCUAGUAUUAAAUUAACUACAUCCGGGGGGAAGCCAAAAAAAAAGCUACAACUAUAAUUAUGACUGUACUUGAGCUAGUACAUAUCCGGCACGGA